AUGGAAAACUUACAAAGUGAAAUAAUUUCAAAAAAAAGAUUAUAUAUUAUAUUAAUAGAUACAAGCGCAUCAAGUGAAAAUCAAGAAGAGUUAAAUAAAAGUAAAGCUGCCGCUACUGAAUUUAUUAAAAAUGAACCAAAUGACUCUGAUUAUAUUGGUAUCAAUUUUUGUUGUAUUACAACCAAAAAUGAAGCUUUGGUUACAUUAGCACCAUUAUCUACAAAUAUCAGUUUCCAUGUAUAUGAAAACUCAUCCAAAUUAACCGAAUAUAUAAAAGAAAUUACAAAAAACAAGAUUGAAAUACCUGUUUUACAUAAAAUUUCAGUAGCCAAUCAAACAAUUCAAACUUCCAAAGAUGAUCUUUCAAUUUCUUUUAAAAUUUUCCUAAACUCUAAUGAACAUGCUUUCAAAGAAAAUGAAAUCGAAAUUGAAAUUUUACCAAAUGACUACUAUUACGGCCAAAAAGUUAUUGUUCCAAACAAAGUUGAUUGCAAUACUCCAUAUAUCGCACAUCUUGUUUUAAGGGUUGCAAAUAACUCAUCAAAAUACGAUUUACCUUCAAAAAUCUAUUUCAAAAUCAAGGUUAAAGAACAAGUUUUCGAUGGAUUCUUUACUCUCGAUUUAGUAUGGUUCGCAGGUGACUUUGAAACUUUUAAACCAAUCAACAUUUGGGUUGAAGGACUUAUGGGAAAUGGUAAAUCAUCUGUAUUAAAUAUGUUGCUCAAUCUAUUCACAUCGAAACCACAAAUCUACAAUUAUUUCAUCUCCUCGAAUUUCCAAAACCAUGUGACCAAAAAAAUCACAUUCAACAAAAUUGCAAACAUUUUAGAUGUUUUCAAAGCAAGAGCAAGUACAUGGUUGCCAUUAUAUGAUACAAUCAAAGAUAAAAUUAAAAUUACACUUGUCGAUAAACCAGGUAUUACAAAUACAGAUGCAAAUAUUAACUAUUUAUUAGCAUCAAAAGGUGCUUAUCAUAAUAAUACACUUAAAGAUCAAAUGGUAGCUAGUACUGAAGAGAAAAAAGAAUACGAAUGCCAUGCUGUCAUUUUUGUAGUAUCACUUGCUGAAAUUGUUGCAAAUAAAACCGAAAUGGAAUUAAUUAAAAAAAAAACUGAAGAAGUUAUAGAUAAAGUCAACAUCCAACCAAUUUUAGCAGUAACUUUUAGUGAUAAUUUCAAUGAAACUGAAUUAGAAGCCGCUAAAAGACAACUCAGUCAAUCUGGUUUAAAUGUAGCAAAAGAAAAUAUUUUCUUUGUUCACCCAUAUAUCAAUAAUGAAACAAAGAGAAACAUUGAAAAAGACAUAGAAGCAUUCAAACUUUUAACCUGUGCCGUAGAUGUUUGCAUUCAAACACAAUUCCAAAAAGAAAUGGACUCAAGUGACACCAAAAAGAGCCAUUUAGUUGGAGAAGAUAACAAGGUUCCACCUACUUUGAAUGGUGCCUCAGCAUCAAGCCCAUCAAAUGAACCUGUUACAAAGAAACCCUUCAUCAUAACUAUUACUCAUGAAGGCAAAGAUUUUAAACUCAAAAUUCCACAAAAAUACACAGUUUCAGAUCUUUAUGGCAUGGCUAAAAAGAAAUUUAGUAUAAAAGAAGAUUUCUCUUUAAAUGACGAAGAUGAAGUAGAAUUAGUUGGAGAUUUUCCUUUAGAUGAAGUAAUUUUCGAAGAAGAAUCCAGAUUCACAGUUUAUAUUAAAAAUGAUUAA
Messenger RNA from Dictyostelium purpureum, 1707 nucleotides. RefSeq lists its product as uncharacterized. The coding region runs from base 1 to 1707 and encodes 568 amino acids. The record is from RefSeq and is a predicted model, not a curated record. The transcript is spliced from 2 exons. NCBI's taxonomy places the organism in Eukaryota, Evosea, Eumycetozoa, Dictyosteliales, Dictyosteliaceae.